This is a messenger RNA of Manduca sexta (tobacco hornworm), 1580 nucleotides long. RefSeq lists its product as uncharacterized. The record is from RefSeq and is a predicted model, not a curated record. The coding region runs from base 111 to 1328 and encodes 405 amino acids. The transcript has 6 exons. Lineage: Eukaryota; Metazoa; Arthropoda; Insecta; Lepidoptera; Sphingidae.
GUUUGUAAUGAAGUGUUGAAUCGAGUUAAUCGUGUUUAUUUGCUCAUUAACAAACUAAAGAUUGUUUUGUGGUUUGUUGAAUUAGGUUAAAUGUUUUAAAUACUUAAAAAAUGUCUGUAUCUGCUGGCGAGUUAAAAUAUAUACUUCGGAAAUAUGCAUUUCCCGCAUGCACGACGGAAGCUCUUACUCGAAUCGAGCACUUGCUUUCCGGCCGAACUGCUCCUACAAACAAGCAGUUGGAUAUUGUGAUGGAUGUAAUAGCAGAGUUCGUUUUCUGCGAAUCUGACCGGCGUAGCGGCCGCAGAGGCCCGGGUCUCACGCCGCUUCAGGAAGUGCAAGUCGUUGAUAUUAUUUGUGAAUUUAUAUCGGACCUUAGCGAUGAGACUACAAAAAAUACGAUAUUUCUGUCGUUGUUCGGGGGUAUGGAGAGUCAGAAACGGUUGAACACCCUGAGCAUCCUAGCCAGUAUGGCAAUAUCUGCCAGUAGUACUCCUGCAUUGUUGGCAGUAGGUGUUUGGCUCCAACAAAUGGGCUGCUCAUCACCGCAAUCCAUCCAACUGGUUGAGAACAUCAUCCGUGACCACUUUUAUCUGAACACAUCCAACCAGGCGGCGCUGCGGUCACUCGCCAACACCGCACCACAGUUUGUAGCCAACUUCAUCACAGCGGUUACAGAGCUCUACAUGGAUGACAGUCAUGGCACUAAAAAGCCAUUGAAGAAUCUCUUAGAAGUUAUCACAUUUUGGGUUUAUUCGAACCCCACACUGUGCAUGUCAGCACAACUGAACCCCGCACAACUGCCGAGUGGUUCCAUACCCAUGGCGGCGGUCACUCCGCUCGCUGGCCUUAUACGAUGGUGUGCUUUGGCGCCAUUAUGUUGUGACCAGACUCUUGAAGAUGGAGAACUAAUAAUACCAAUGAAGAAAAUAAAAUUAGAAAAUGAAAAUGAAAGAUCAGUGGUAAAAACAAUUCAACAAAAACCGUUUACAGAAGCUGAGCUAUAUAUUAAGCUACAUCUGGGUGUACUGCACAGUCUACGUGCUGGCAGGAGGACUCAUGGACCACCAACAGCGGUGAAUGCUCAGCACUUGGUGGCUCUUGUACCCAUAAUUCAGGAUUAUGCACAGCAAGAACUCAAAAAAGGAGAGAAUUUACAGAAUAAUCAGAAGUUGCAGGAUUGUCUAGACAGAAUAGGACAAGCAAUGCAAGUAGCCCUUGCUAAUGGCUGUGUCUAUGGAAAUAUUAGUAACUUGCUCUCUGCAUUAGACACCUUGCCAGAGAACAGACUGCUGCGCAUCAUCAUCAAAACCCACCAACAAUCAAUUUGAUUGAUGCAUGAGGAACAAAUCCAGCCAUUUGUGAUCUGGAACUGCAAGCUCAGCAGAAAAAAUGAACAAUGUUAAUAUUAAGUUGUGAAAAAGUAUGUGAUGUGCUGUAUGAUGUUAAAAUAAAGCUGGUCAUGAACAGGGAAAUUAUGUACCCAUAAUUAAUUGUUGCCUAAUGAAUAUAUAACUUUCCACUGUGGAUGAUUGUAGAUGUAAGAUGUAAAUACCUUGUAAAUAAAAAAUAUAUUAAGUCAA